Diorhabda sublineata is the source of this 581-nucleotide messenger RNA. It is a transcript of the gene RpL27, whose product is annotated as 60S ribosomal protein L27. Gene Ontology annotation, biological process: translation. Gene Ontology annotation, cellular component: cytosolic large ribosomal subunit; ribosome. Gene Ontology annotation, molecular function: structural constituent of ribosome. The coding region runs from base 114 to 521 and encodes 135 amino acids. The record is from RefSeq and is a predicted model, not a curated record. NCBI's taxonomy places the organism in Eukaryota, Metazoa, Arthropoda, Insecta, Coleoptera, Chrysomelidae. The transcript has 3 exons.
CAGCACUAUACGUAUAUUAGGAUCUAGUAGUUAACUUCAGUCGGUAAAAUAGAAAAUAUUGCAACAAAACAUCUUCCAAAUUCUUUUUCAGCAGUUGUCAUAGCACUGCCAAAAUGGGUAAAAUAAUGAAAUCUGGUAAAGUCGUAUUGGUCCUUGGAGGCCGAUACGCAGGCAGAAAAGCCGUAAUUAUAAAAACAUAUGACGAUGGUACUUCUGAUAAACAGUAUGGACAUGCUCUAGUUGCAGGUAUUGAUAGAUACCCAAGAAAAAUUCACAAACGUAUGGGCAAAGGUAAAAUGCACAAGAGGUCCAAAAUCAAGCCCUUUAUCAAGGUUUUGAAUUACAAUCACCUUAUGCCUACAAGGUACUCAGUAGAUUUGGCAUCAGAUUUAAAAGUAGGACCUAAGGACCUCAAAGAUCCCAUGAAGAGGAAGAAAGUUAGAUUCCAAACCCGUGUAAAAUUUGAGGAAAGGUACAAACAAGGAAAGAACAAAUGGUUCUUCCAAAAAUUGAGGUUCUAGGCUAUAGAUUUAAUUUUAUAAUUAUACACUUUUUAUUUUGAGAAUAAAAUGUGAAUAAUG